Molecule: messenger RNA, 1719 nt
Organism: Cordyceps militaris CM01
Lineage: Eukaryota; Fungi; Ascomycota; Sordariomycetes; Hypocreales; Cordycipitaceae
Product: peptidoglycan binding domain containing protein
Exons: 4
Coding region: 1-1719 (572 amino acids)
Source: RefSeq, a predicted model, not a curated record
AUGCCAGCGACUACCGAACAAGCGGUGCCAGACAAGGCUGUCAAGAAGCGCAUCAUUCUAUGCUGCGAUGGCACAUGGUUCGACAGUGACGAUGGCUUCAACAAGGCGACUAUCAAGGGCCAAGCUACGCUGCAAGUGGCGUCCAACGUGACGCGCAUCUCGCGCUGCUUCAAGCGCCGCUGCAGCGACGGAACUCUGCAGAUUAUCAACUACGAGUCGGGCGUGGGCACCGGCAGCAACACAAUCGACACACUUACAGGAGGUGCUUUUGGUCUAGGUUUAACGCAGCGUGUCCGCGAAGCGUACGCCUUUCUUUGCGCCAACUACAUGGACGGCGACGAAAUCAUCCUUCUCGGAUGGUCACGCGGUGCUUUUACAGUGCGGUCCGUUGCCGGCAUAAUAGGCAAUCUGGGCUUGCUCACGCGUCAAGGCAUGGAGUCGUUUGUGCCCGUCUUCAAGGACAUGCAGCACUGGAAGGACGCCAGGUACCAAGACCCGUUCCCCCAAACGCCCUUUGCAGACAAGCCCAAAGGUGACGACGCCGCGGACGUGUACCGUCAGCGACUCGAGAAGAUGGGCCUCACGCGUGUGACCCAGGCCAACGGCGCGCUCAUCAAGGUCAAGGCUAUUGGUGUCUGGGACACCGUCGGCAGCCUGGGCAUUCCCAGGAUUGGAUGGCUAGACAAGCUGGGCUUCCGGUGGCACGACACGGACCUCUCCGACCGCAUCGAGCACGCCUUCCAGGCUUUAGCUCUAGACGAAAACCGUUCGCCAUACUCGCCGGCAGUAUGGGAGCGCCGGCCGGAGAACAAGCUGACGACGGAUCUGCGCCAGGUUUGGUUCCCCGGCACGCACGGGAACUGCGGCGGCGGCGUCGAAGAUGUCGGCAUGGCCAACAUCACACUGGCUUGGAUGAUGGAUCAAAUGGCGUCGGUGGGCGUCGAGUUCUACGCGCCGUCGGCGCUGCGCAUGAUCGACCUCCAGCGCAGCCAGUACGAGGCCAAGGCGGCCCAGGUCGCGGCCAGCACCCGGCGGGCGGCGGCGGCGCCGUGGGCCGUCGACGCCAUCUUCCGCGCCAACGCGCCCAUGCGGCCGUGGGCCCUGGGGGCGCUCCAAAAGUCGUCAAGCAUCGUCGACUGGAUUACGGGGCGGACGGGGCGGACGCCGGGCCAGUACCGGCAGGUGGACCCGCGCAGCGGCGACGACCGCGGCGGCCCGUUCCUGCUCGACACCAACGAGCGCGUGCACAGCUCGGCGCGCGUGCGGCUGGCGUGCCGCGGCCUCGGGCUCAACGACGACGGCGUGUGGACGGCGCCGACGCUCGCGCGCUGCUGGCAGCUGCGGCGCACGACGGCGCGGUUUGAGGAUCCUGUCCCGCGAGAUCCGCUCUGGGACCCGGUCCACCACGAGGCCGUGGCGGCCGAGGGUGGUGUUCGCGGUGAGGAUGGGGGGCCGGCCGGACGCAGGCCGAAUGAGGAGCACGGGGAGCGCUGGGUCUGGGAGUAUGUCGGGCCCGAGGAGGACGCGCCAACGGACAAGAGGCAGAGGGUGCUGGUGGAGGAGCCGCUGGGCCCGUAUGAGCGUUUUCUGCUGAAUCAGGUCGGUGGCACGCCGAAUAUAUACGUGUUUGCAGAGGAGAUGGGCAAUGGUUCGGUGGGCAACGUCGGGGGACGCGAGCAGGACUCGGAGACGGAGACGGAUAUGCCCUCGGCAAAGUAA